Molecule: messenger RNA, 2891 nt
Organism: Rhododendron vialii
Lineage: Eukaryota; Viridiplantae; Streptophyta; Magnoliopsida; Ericales; Ericaceae
Product: protein WHAT'S THIS FACTOR 9, mitochondrial
Exons: 3
Coding region: 109-1269 (386 amino acids)
Molecular function (GO): RNA binding
Source: RefSeq, a predicted model, not a curated record
GUUUACCCUAAAUAAUACUAGUACUAUGCAAUCCACUUCACGACCUAAUUCCCGCGCUGGAUUUCCCCCGCCACCAAACUCACUCUCUCCCCACCACCUCAACCAGACAUGCCCCCGGCGGCGCUCACCCAAUCCGCCACCAACCUCCUCCGCCACCACCACCGCCUCACCACCACGCGCACCUUCAUCAACGCCAGGGUCAAAUGGGUCCGAGACCCAUACCUCGAUACCGCCGUCGAAAAGGAGAAGAACCUCAGCCCACUCCUCUCCCUCAAAUCCCUAAUCCUCUCCCAACCCUCCAGGACCCUACCCGUCUCCGCCGCCGCCGUCCACAAGGACCGCCUCCGCCUCCCCACCGCUGCCGCGAAGUUCAUCCGGAAAUACCCCUCGGUUUUCAAAGGAUUCCGGCCAAUCAAGAAGCUGGCCCUGCCCCACGUCAAGAUCACUCACCAAGCCCUAAUUGUGCACAACGAGGAGGCCCGAGUGUUUGACUCGGCGGUGCGGCGGAAAGAGGCGGCGGAGAGACUCGCCAAGCUGUUGAUGCUGGCCGGAACGAGGAGGGUUCCGUUGGAUGUGGUGGAUGGGUUUCAAUUCGACCUGGGUUUGCCUCAUAAUUACGUUCUUACUUUUCUUUCGGAAUUUCCUGAGUACUUUCAGGUAUGUGGUAUGGACUGUAGGGACUCAAAUGGUAUUCAAAUGCUAGGGCUAGAGUUGAUUUCUUGGAGAGAUGAACUUGCUGUCUCUGCAAUGGAGAGAAGGGCAACGGGUGUGAAUUCUGAGCGCAGAAGGGGUAUGCGAAUUGCAUUUCCGAUGGAUUUACCAAGGGGAUUUGACUUGGAUAAGAGAGUGAAGAACUGGGUUGAUGAAUGGCAAAAGUUGCCUUACAUUUCGCCCUACGAAAAUGCAUUUCAUCUUGCUCCGGAUGGCAAUCAAGCAGAGAAGUGGACAGUGGCAGUUCUUCACGAAUUGGUUCAUCUUAUGGUGUCGAAGAAGACGGAGAGAGAGAAUUUGUAUCGGCUGGGGGAUUAUCUGGGAUUCGGGAAGAGGUUUAAGAAGGCUUUGGUGCACCAUCCUGGAAUAUUUUAUGUAUCAAAUAAAAUUAGGACUCAGACUGUGGUUCUAAGGGAGGCUUACAGGAAGGACUUCUUGCUCGAGAAGCAUCCAUUGAUGGGUAUGCGCUACAGGUAUAUUCAUCUCAUGAACAAGAUGGUGAGACGGCAUAGACCAAUUCGAGUUGGACAGAACAGGCGUAGAAAACAGAUUGUUUGAUCGAUGGAGGAGGAUUAAGUAAAAAUAGUCCGACAACAUGGCAGUGGAAGAAAUGGAAUUAAAUUGAGCAGGCGGGGAUUUACCGGAUUAGGAUGUGAACUUGGUCCAUGGCAGAGCAUCUAGAUUCCGGAAGAAAAGACUUGGGGUGAAGUGGAAUUGACAAUUUUGGCCGAGAAAGCCGAAAUGGAAUCUCGGCCGAAAUGGAAGACUUCCAACUGUCGAUCAAAAAGGAGCUGUAUUCAAUGAGGAGGAUGUACUCGAAGAUGGCUCAAUGUGUCUGAAGGACAGGAUGGUUGCGCCAUUUUCAACAAAACAAGACGGAGUUCAGUAUAUGAUGUUGGUUAUAUUUGGGCUCUUGUGGCUGGGUAAAUCUCCUUCAGUCUGUUCGGUGAUUACGCAGAAAGAGGUUUGGUCUUUUCCCUCAUGGGCCUCAUCUGACAAUCUGAAAGGACUAUUAGGCAUCCCUACUGAAUGAAACCUGGGGACUGCCAAUCGAAUGAGCCUCCGAUGAUGCUUCGAGAGUCUUCUUGUUGCUGUUGGUCUCACAGGAACUGACUUCCAAACAAGUUGCCUCAAAUAGAGCAAUUCUAGGUACACAUCCAACUUUAUAUCCGCUCUUCCAUCCUCUCUUAGAACUGAUGGUGGAGUGGAUUGAGUUUGGGUUAACUUAAAGUUUUGACCUUUUUGUUCUUAUUAUCAUAUUCUGUAAACUUGUGAAUAGUUUCGGGCGAAAUUCCAUCAUAAUCUGAUAGGUCGAGAGUAAUUGAAAGUGCUAGAAAAAAGAGAUGCUAAAUUUAAGUUAAAGUCAGAAUAUGGGCCAAAAGAAAUCUCUCUCCCCUCCAACUUUAGUAGUUAGGGAGGAUGAUCCAGAGGAUAUCAUCGUUACGCGGCCUAGGUAAUAACGGUUUUCCUGCCAUUUUGUGAUUUUGUCAGGGGUGUGGAAAGUUAAUUCAACCGGCCGAAGACAGUCUGGUCCAGUGAAACAUAGCAUUAUGGUGGCUGUGAGAAUUGGUUAGACAAAAGACUGAAUGGUUUCUUUGAUAACUCCGGUCCAGUGACUGGCCAAUUCGGGGGCCAAUCGCACCGUUGACAUUAUUCCAACUGCUUUUUCUUUUCUCAGGUUCCUUUAUGGAAAACUGGGCUCGUUUUGACAUCCCAUUAUUCUUGUUUUCCACAGACCAUUUUCAUAUAAAACUUGCCUCAUGAAGAACAUUAUAUGUCGUAUAAGACUUGAUUGCGGAAGCACUCAAAAGUCAAAAAUAUGGACCAAAAGAGAAGAAACAAUUUUCAUGUACAUUUUUUGUUUGGAGUAUAGACUUCGUUUAUUUCUAUUGCGGCCCGUCGGUUGCAAGGAAACUACUGUAUGAACUUGCCCAUAUUUGCGUAGCGAAUGAUUUCCGCGCCUACUUAUACGCAAAAAUGUUCAUAGUUUUGAUUUGUUAUGCGAAGUUACAAAAACACUUGGAUUUUGUUCAUGUAAUUUCAUCGUCGAUUUGGAUCUGUUUGAUUGUAGAUCUCAACGAGUAAUGUUUGGAGAAAUAACAUUACGUUUUAGAUUUCCAAAAUGUUUUAGCUUAUCGGCUAUUUUCGUCUCAAUUAUCGACUUCAAAAAAAAAAAAAAA